Nycticebus coucang (slow loris) is the source of this 1874-nucleotide messenger RNA. RefSeq names its product C-X-C motif chemokine receptor 5 (gene CXCR5). Gene Ontology annotation, cellular component: membrane. Lineage: Eukaryota; Metazoa; Chordata; Mammalia; Primates; Lorisidae. Gene Ontology annotation, molecular function: C-X-C chemokine receptor activity. Gene Ontology annotation, biological process: chemotaxis; immune response; B cell activation. The transcript has 2 exons. Bases 101 to 1219 code for a protein of 372 amino acids. The record is from RefSeq and is a predicted model, not a curated record.
GCUUAAAUUUGCAGCUGACGGCUGCUACCUCUCUAGAGGCACCUGGAGAAGAAUCUCUCUACAUCAGACAGUGGCCAGUCUGGUACUCACAGCCACAGCCAUGAACUACGCCCUCACCCUGGACAUGGACUUGAUGAACAUGGAUGAACUGUACAGGGAAUUGGAUAACUACAAUGACAGCACAGACUCCCCCCACGUGGAAAAUCACCUCUGCUCCAUGGGAGAGGGGCCCAUAAUGACAACCUUCAAGGCUGUGUUCAUGCCCGUGGCCUACAGCCUCAUCUUCCUCCUGGGUUUGAUGGGUAACGUCCUGGUGCUGGUGAUCCUGGAGCGGCACCGGCAGACGCGCAGCUCCACCGAGACCUUCCUGUUCCACCUGGCCGUGGCUGAUCUCCUGCUGGUCUUUAUCUUGCCCUUUGCUGUGGCCGAGGGCUCAGUGGGAUGGGUUCUGGGGACCUUCCUCUGCAAAACUGUGUUUGCUCUGCACAAGAUCAACUUCUACUGCAGCAGCCUGCUCCUGGCCUGCAUCGCUGUGGACCGCUACCUGGCCAUUGUCCACGCCAUCCACGCCUACCGCCACCGCCGCCUCAUCUCCAUCCACAUCACCUGCUCAACCAUCUGGCUAUCGGGCUUCAUCUUUGCCUUACCAGAGAUUCUCUUUGCCAAGGUCAGCCAGCCCCAUCAAAAUGAUUCCCUGCAGCACUGCACUUUCUCCCAAGAAAGCCAAGCGGAAACCUAUGCCUGGUUCAUCUCCCGCUUCCUCUACCACCUUGGGGGUUUCCUGCUGCCGAUGCUGGUCAUGUGCUGGUGCUACGUGGGGGUAGUGCACAGGCUGCGCCAGGCCCAGCGGCGCCCACAGCGGCAGAAGGCAGUCAGGGUGGCCAUCCUGGUGACAAGCAUCUUCUUUCUCUGCUGGUCACCCUAUCACAUUGUCAUCUUCCUGGACACCCUGGCAAGGCUGAAAGCCGUGGGCAACAGCUGUGAGCUGAACAGCUCUCUCCCCAUGGCCAUCACCACUUGUGAGUUCCUGGGCCUGGCCCACUGCUGCCUCAACCCCAUGCUCUACACUUUCGCUGGCGUGAAGUUCCGCAGUGACCUGUCUCGGCUUCUGACCAAGCUGGGCUGUGCCGGCCCUGCCUCCCUUUGUCAGCUGUUCCCCAGUUGGCGCAGGAGCAGUCUCUCUGAGUCGGAGAAUGCCACUUCCCUCACCACCUUCUAGGUCCCAGUGCUUUCCUUGGGGCACACAGUGACGCUGGAAGCCCUUCCAACAGGAGCUGGGAUCCUAAGAGCCCACCUUGCUGGCGUCCGCGGAUGGACCAACUCCUCUUUCUAGGACAACCCUGCCGGCUCUUCUGUCAGCCCUGGGGCUAGGCUGGAGCCCAGGGAGGGGGAAGCAGCCCAAAGGCAAAGCCAAGGAUAUCUCUACCCACCUGCGUCUCCUUGGGCUGAGAGGGCUCCACACACCUUCUCUCAUCCUAACCAUCCAGAGCUCAAGAAACAACGGUUACUUCUGCCUGUAGGGAAAGUCAGGCUGCCCCCUCCCAGAAUCCACUCCAUCAUUGUGAGGGCUGCCGAACUUCACAGUUACCUCUCUCUCCUCCGACACCACCUGUGGAACAGGAGGUGGUGAGCAGGAGAAACUGAGCAGCAGGAUGAGUGGAGGUGGAGGCUGAAGGCUGGGUGUGGUGACUCAUGCCUGAGAUCUAGAGCAUGAGACCAGACUGAACAAGAGUGAGACCCCUCAGAGCGGUGCCUGUGGCUCAAAGGGAUAGGGCAUCAGCCCCACAUGCCGGAGGUGGCAGGUUCAAACCCAGCCCCUGCCAAAAAAAAAAAAAAAUUCUAAAUAAUCAAUAAAAACAUAAGCAAUUAAAAAA